AUGGGCGCACAAAAACUCCCCGAGCCUCUCACUUUCGAGGAAGUCAUGGGCUGCAUGGCCGCAUGCUUCGAGUGGGCCGACAGCUACGACUCCAAGAACUGGGACAGACUGCGAAAAUGCAUCGCACCAACCUUGCGAAUCGACUACCGCUCCUUCCUCGACAAGCUCUGGGAAGCCAUGCCCGCCGAAGAAUUCGUUACCAUGGCCUCCGACCCCAAAGUCCUCGGCAACCCCCUCCUCAAAACCCAGCACUUCAUCGGCGGUACGAAAUGGGAGAAAGUCUCCGACGAGGAAAUCAUCGGAUGGCACCAACUCCGUGUGCCGCAUCAGAAAUACACCGAUGCUACGAUGUCCGAGGUUGCCGUGAAGGGUCAUGCGCACAGCACGAAUCAGCAUUGGUAUAAGAAGGUUGAUGGGGAGUGGAAGUUUGCAGGUCUGAAUCCCGAGAUCAGGUGGAGCGAGUUUGAUUUCGAUAAGGUGUUUGAGGAGGGGAGGGAGAAUUUCGGAGAGAAGACUGAGGAGGAGGUUAAGGUUGAGGAGAAGAAUGUUGAGGCUGAGAAGACGGCGGAGGUUUUACAGCAUAGUGUGGAGGUUACGGAGAAGUUUGAGGCGGGGCAGACUGUUGAUGUUGGUGCGUAG
Messenger RNA from Hyaloscypha bicolor E, 639 nucleotides. RefSeq lists its product as uncharacterized. Gene Ontology annotation, biological process: melanin metabolic process. The record is from RefSeq and is a predicted model, not a curated record. NCBI's taxonomy places the organism in Eukaryota, Fungi, Ascomycota, Leotiomycetes, Helotiales, Hyaloscyphaceae. The transcript has 3 exons. The coding region runs from base 1 to 639 and encodes 212 amino acids. Gene Ontology annotation, molecular function: scytalone dehydratase activity.